Naumovozyma dairenensis CBS 421 is the source of this 1008-nucleotide messenger RNA. It is a transcript of the gene RPC40, whose product is annotated as DNA-directed RNA polymerase core subunit RPC40. Gene Ontology annotation, molecular function: DNA binding; protein dimerization activity. Gene Ontology annotation, cellular component: RNA polymerase III complex; RNA polymerase I complex. The record is from RefSeq and is a predicted model, not a curated record. The coding region runs from base 1 to 1008 and encodes 335 amino acids. The transcript has a single exon. Gene Ontology annotation, biological process: DNA-templated transcription. NCBI's taxonomy places the organism in Eukaryota, Fungi, Ascomycota, Saccharomycetes, Saccharomycetales, Saccharomycetaceae.
AUGUCAAAUAUUGUUGGUAUUGAGUAUAAUCGUGUUAACAACACCACCGCAAACGAUUUCCCAGGUUUCUCAUCCGAUGGUUCUAAUGCUUGGGAUGUUGAAAAAUUCAAAGAGACAUUUGAUGUCCAAAUAACAAGUUUAAGUGAAAGAGAAGCCAAUUUUGACUUAAUUAACAUCGAUACUUCCAUGGCUAAUGCAUUCCGUCGUAUUAUGAUUUCAGAAGUUCCAUCCGUUGCUGCAGAAUACGUUUAUUUCUUAACUAACACCUCAGUUAUCCAAGAUGAAGUGUUGGCUCAUAGAAUUGGUAUGAUUCCAUUGAAAGUCGAUCCUGACAUGCUAAGUUGGAUCGAUACAAGUCUAUCUGAAGAGGAAAAAUUCACAGAUGACAAUACCGUUGUCAUGAGUUUGAAUAUUAAAUGUACAAGAAAUUUAAAUGCUCCAAAGGAUUGUACUGACCCUAAGAUUCUUUAUCAUAAUUCUAGUGUUUAUGCUAAGGAUUUGAAAUUUGAACCUCAAGGGAAACAAGUAGAAACAUUUGCUAAAUGUCCAGUGGUACCAUCUGAUCCGGAUAUUUUGUUGGCUAAGCUAAGGCCCGAUCAAGAAAUUUCCUUGAGAGUUCAUUGCAUCUUGGGUGUUGGUGGUGAUCAUGCUAAAUUCUCUCCAGUAUCUACUGCAUCUUAUAGACUAUUACCUCAUAUUAAUAUUCUUAAACCAAUAACUGGAGAACAAGCUAUAAAAUUCCAAAAAUGUUUUUUACCAGGUGUCAUUGGUAUCAAUGAAGAAACUGGUGAAGCUUAUGUGAAAGAUGCUAGAAAGGAUACUGUAUCGAGAGAAGUGUUAAGACAUGAAGAAUUUAAUGAUAAGGUUAAGUUAGGUAGAAUAAGAGAUCAUUUCAUUUUCAAUGUCGAAAGUACAGGUGCGAUGACACCAGAAGAGAUUUUUUUCAAAUCUGUUAGAAUUUUGAAGAAUAAAGCAAGUUAUUUAAAAAAUUGUCCAAUAACUCAAUAA